Molecule: messenger RNA, 800 nt
Organism: Herpailurus yagouaroundi (jaguarundi)
Lineage: Eukaryota; Metazoa; Chordata; Mammalia; Carnivora; Felidae
Gene: BEX5
Product: brain expressed X-linked 5
Exons: 3
Coding region: 243-584 (113 amino acids)
Biological process (GO): signal transduction
Cellular component (GO): cytoplasm
Molecular function (GO): signaling receptor binding
Source: RefSeq, a predicted model, not a curated record
GCUGACGCGUAGAUUAGUGUCUCCUCCUAGUUGCAGUCUGGUAGUCGUUUGUGGCUGUGUGCUGGCUCACUAUUGCCUUGAAGGCGGGAGAGCCUGUAGCCCAGGGAAGGAGGAAGUUGUAGAAGCUGAACCUGAUCCGUAGCAGGUCUUCAGGUUCCUUGGCGCAGCAGAUUUCAAGGCUAAAAGAGGAAGACGGCUUUUGAUCCCUGCAGGAAAAGUAAGCAAGAAAAAAAAAUCGCAACAUGGAAAGUGUCCCCCAGGAAAGCAAAGGAGAAGAUCAGGCUCCAGUGCAGAAUGAAGAAGAAGCCCACCCUUUGGGAGGUGGAGAAGGCCAGGAGCCUAGAGGAAAUAUUAGAGCGGGUUGGGCCCCACCUGCCCACGAUGGUAGAGAGGACAUGCCCAAUAGGCUUGUCUAUAACCUUCAAAUGAUAGACGGAGAUGCAGAUGAUAUGGAACGGUUCAUGGAGGAGAUGAGAGAAUUAAGGAGGAAAAUUAGGGAACUUCAGCUGAGGUACAGUUUGCGCAUACUUAUAGGAGAUCCCCCUCACCAUGACCAUCAUGAUGAGUUUUGCCUUAUGCCUUGAAUGCUAAGGUUAAUAAUAAUAACCCCCCUGCUUCCCAAAGUUGUAUUUUCUUGAUGUACCCUUUACUGUGAACCUGUGGUGUUCUGUCAUUUUUCUGAUUAGAUAUUUCAUUUUGACUUAGUCUGCAAGUUUUUCUGUCAGCAGGGGAGUUUCAUCAACUUGCAUGAAAAGAUGUUUAUUACAUACUGUGAAGGUAAUAAAGCAGUUAAAAAGCAA